This is a messenger RNA of Heterotrigona itama, 433 nucleotides long. The record is from the annotation of a GenBank genome assembly. NCBI's taxonomy places the organism in Eukaryota, Metazoa, Arthropoda, Insecta, Hymenoptera, Apidae.
AUGACGAUGAUAGCCAGCGGUGGAAUAGUCGAUUAUCAAAUGUCGUUGCAUAAUCAGAGCAAACCCGCUAAUCUGUUCGCUUGGUUGCACCAGCUGCUUAUGGAAAUCGGACCAUUUCGCAUGCCCCCGUGCCCGUCGUCCCCUCCGCGUUCACGAAAGUGAUAGAUUUGCUUCGAUAUCAACUGUAUGGGAUAAGUUUAUUCAAAAUAGUCAAAGUUGCUACCAACUAGGUGCAAAUGUUGCAACUGACCAGCAACUAUUUCCAUUUAAAGCCAGAUGCAGAUUUAUUCAAUAUUUGAAGAAUAAACCCUACGAACUUGGUAUUAACUUGGUACUAACGUGAGAUUUCUUCUGUAAGAAAGUAAUAAAUAAAUAUAAAAUAAAAGUAAUAAAUAGUAAGUAAUAAAUAAAUAUAGAAAGUAAUAAAGUAAUA